This is a messenger RNA of Pezoporus occidentalis (night parrot), 4281 nucleotides long. RefSeq names its product potassium voltage-gated channel subfamily B member 2 (gene KCNB2). NCBI's taxonomy places the organism in Eukaryota, Metazoa, Chordata, Aves, Psittaciformes, Psittacidae. The record is from RefSeq and is a predicted model, not a curated record. Bases 592 to 3333 code for a protein of 913 amino acids. Gene Ontology annotation, molecular function: delayed rectifier potassium channel activity; protein binding. Gene Ontology annotation, cellular component: voltage-gated potassium channel complex; dendrite; membrane. Gene Ontology annotation, biological process: potassium ion transmembrane transport; protein homooligomerization. The transcript is spliced from 3 exons.
GCCCCGUCCGGGAGCGGCCGUGCCCCCCCCCCCGCCGCCCCGCCGCCGCGCACAGCCGCAGACACGGGCGGCCGCGGCGGCAGCCGGCAGCUCGCAUGCAGCCGGGGAUUACAGUGGGGCGAGGGCACCGCGGGGUCGGCUUUUAUCUCCCCCUCUCCUCCCGCGGUCCCCCCCCCCCCCCCUCUCCGCCCGCCACCCCAGCCGCUCGCCGCGCUGCUUGCUCGGCGGCUUUCCAUCUCCGGGGGUAGGAGGGAGAUGCCUUUGCCGUGGUGUUUCCACCCCCGGUCCUUUCCGUGCUGGGGGGGGCGGUGAUGUGGAGCCGGGAAUGUAGAACAAAAUCCUCCCCGGUAAGGAGCGACCAAAACAAACCUCUCGCCGUGGCUUUGGCGGCCGCGCUGUGCUCGGGGAAGCCCGCGCAGCCCCUGCCAGCGCCGGGGAAUCCCUCCUCCAGCCCCCGGCGGUGCCCCGGCCGCCCGCAGAGCAAGCUUCAGGGAUGGAGCUGUCUGUCUGAAGAGGACUCUGCCCAAAUACUUGUAGUCUCCAAGCUCAUUCUCCUAAAGACUCUGGUGUCACAACUACACCUUUUUCAGAAUGGCUGAGAAGGCCCCACCUGGGAUCAACAAAAAGUCUUCAAGGUCCACCCUUUCUCUGCCUCCAGAACCAGUGGAGAUCAUUAGGAGCAAAGCCUGCUCGCGGAGAGUUAAAAUAAACGUUGGUGGGCUCAACCAUGAAGUGCUGUGGAGGACUUUGGACAGACUUCCAAGGACACGAUUAGGAAAGCUCAGAGACUGCAAUACUCACGAAUCUCUGCUAGAAGUAUGUGAUGACUAUAAUCUAAAUGAAAAUGAAUAUUUUUUUGAUCGACACCCAGGGGCUUUCACUUCCAUUUUGAAUUUCUACAGGACAGGAAAACUACAUAUGAUGGAAGAAAUGUGUGCUCUUUCUUUUGGCCAGGAGCUUGAUUACUGGGGGAUUGAUGAGAUAUAUUUAGAAUCUUGCUGCCAGGCAAGGUACCAUCAAAAGAAAGAGCAGAUGAAUGAGGAGCUGAGGAGAGAGGCCGAAACAAUGCGGGAGAGAGAAGGGGAAGAGUUUGAUAAUACCUGCUGCCCAGAGAAGAGGAAGAAGCUCUGGGACUUGCUGGAAAAACCCAACUCAUCUGUGGCAGCAAAGAUUUUGGCCAUUGUGUCCAUUCUGUUCAUCGUACUGUCCACUAUUGCUUUGUCUCUUAACACGCUGCCAGAGCUUCAAGAAAUAGAUGAAUUUGGGCAGCCAAAUGACAACCCUCAGCUAGCACACGUUGAAGCUGUGUGUAUUGCUUGGUUUACCAUGGAGUAUCUUUUGCGUUUUCUGUCCUCACCAAAUAAGUGGAAGUUCUUCAAAGGCCCAUUAAAUGUCAUUGACUUACUGGCUAUCUUGCCAUAUUAUGUCACCAUUUUCCUCACGGAGUCCAAUAAAAGUGUCCUGCAGUUCCAAAACGUUAGACGUGUGGUUCAGAUAUUUCGUAUUAUGAGGAUCCUAAGGAUUCUUAAGCUCGCCAGACAUUCAACAGGCCUUCAGUCCUUAGGUUUUACGCUGAGGCGGAGUUACAAUGAAUUGGGCUUGCUGAUAUUAUUUUUAGCCAUGGGAAUAAUGAUAUUUUCGAGUCUUGUAUUCUUUGCUGAAAAGGAUGAGGAUGCUACAAAAUUCACCAGUAUCCCUGCAUCAUUCUGGUGGGCAACAAUCACUAUGACUACUGUAGGAUAUGGUGACAUUUAUCCUAAGACGUUAUUAGGUAAAAUAGUUGGAGGACUUUGCUGUAUUGCUGGAGUGCUGGUCAUAGCCCUGCCCAUACCAAUUAUCGUGAACAAUUUCUCAGAGUUUUAUAAGGAGCAGAAAAGACAGGAGAAGGCAAUUAAGAGGAGAGAAGCACUUGAGCGAGCUAAAAGAAAUGGCAGUAUUGUCUCCAUGAACCUGAAAGAUGCCUUUGCUCGCAGUAUGGAAAUGAUAGAUGUAGCAGUAGAUUCAGGUAAGCCUGGAGAAGCAGUCAAUCAAAAGGAGACACCUGAUGACAACCACCUGUCCCCAAGCAGGUGGAAAUGGGCCAGAAGGACAAUGUCUGAAACAAGCUCAAACAAGUCUUACGAGAACAAAUACCAAGAAGUUAGUCAGCAGGACUCCAACGAGCAAUUAAACAACACCGCAGCAUCCUCCAGCCCGCAGCACCUCAGUGCCCAAAAACUGGAGAUGUUGUAUAAUGAAAUUACCAAAUCUCAGUCUCAGACUAAUCUUAAUGCUGGUUACCAAGACCAGUCAGCAAAGCCACCUGGGUAUGAAGAAGAAAUAGAAAUGGAAGAAGUUAGAGGUCAGAGAGAUCCGUUGUCAGCUGGACCUACAGACAUUGUAAUGGACAUGAGAAGCACAUCCAGUAUUGACAGUUUUGCCAGUUGUGCAACUGACUUCACGGAAACAGAAAGGUCUCCCCUUUCUCUGUUUCCUGUUUCUCACUUGCAAAUGAGAUUUCCAGCUGAUUCUGUUAACCUGGAGGACAACCAAAGAGUAAGGAGUUCUCAGUUUAUACCAUUCACAAAAGACAGAAUGUUUUCUCCAACCGAUGUCACCUUUGACUAUAAUCCAAUCAACAGAGCUGUUACCAGUGAUAGCAGUGGGUCCCAAACUGUUUUGCAUGGCCAUUUGCAUUUUGACACUCCCAUGGAAAGCCCCAAAAGUUCCCUGAAAGGUAGCAACCCAUUAAAAUCUAGAUCCCUUAAAGUUAAUUUUAAAGACAAUAGAGGUGGUGCUCCACAAACUCCACCAAGCACUGCAAGGCCACUGCCAGUAACAGCAGGAGCAGACUUCACACAGGUCACCCCUCAGCACAUCAGCACCAUUCUCCUAGAAGAAAAUUCACCCCAAGGUGAACAACCUUUACUUGGUGCUGACACAUCAGCACUUUGUCAGGGACCUGCUAAAAAAUCAUCUCCCCUCUUUCCCAAAAAAAAGAUAUUCACUUUCCCUUCAAAAGAGAGGAGAAGCUUCACUGAAAUAGACACUGGAGAAGAAGAAGAGUUUAUGGAAUUACAUGGUAUGGAACAUGAAAAACAACAGGAUAUCAAGACAAAUUGCUGUGGUGAUAAGCAGAGUGAUGGUAACCAUUUAGCAGAGGAGCCACAGGUCAGCUCUUCACCCAAAAGCAUGAGCCACAACUGUACUCAAGACAUUUACCAUGCUGUGGGUGAGGUAAAGCAAGACAGUAACCAAGAAGGUCACAAAAUGGAAAACCAUUUAUUUGCCCCAGAAAUUCAUUCAAGUCCAGGAGAAACUGGUUACUGUCCCACACGCGAAACUAGCAUGUGACUAGUUACAAAAGCAAUAAAAAUACCUUUUCUUUAAAAAGUUAGUAAUGCCUAUUAACUAAAACAUGGAAAGCCUCAAAAAAGUGCAUAAAAUGUUAUUUUUGCAUGGCAUGAAGAGUUGUUUAGUUUAAAUACUGUUUACUUAAAAAUGGGGACUGCUUUUUGUAACAAACUGAAAAAAAACAGGAAAAAAAAUGACUCAAGAACAGUGAAUACAAUAAAGAGAGCUCUGUUAGGAGCCAGUGUUCUGCAACAUAUGACAUUUUUGAUCCUUUCACUCAUGAUUGUAGACAGAUUUUGAACUCUUUUAACUUUAUUUUGUUUUUUUGGUUUCAAUGAAUUUUAGAAUUUGCACAUGAAAGGAUGAAAUGUCAAUGCAUGCACUCAUAAAGAUGUGAAACAAGGUGCUUUGAGCUUGCAAAAUGCAUAUAUUUGUAAAUAGUUUGGGGUUGGGGGGAAAGCUACUGUUAACAAGGAUUCAUGGAAAAAAGAAUUUCCUGGGACACAGGUACUUCCUUCACAGCGUGCUGCCUGGAGGUUUUGUACAGACUUAUGUUGCAAAAUUGCAACUUCUACUUAAAGCAUCUCACGUAUCUUGCUUUCUGUUAAAAAGCUCAUGAGUGUAUCUGUUAAUUAAGGACUACAGUAUUUUAGUUUAUCUGUGCUGUAAAUCAUGAUUACUUUUUUUAUUUGCAUAACCUUAGUUGCAUUUGUCAGUUUAAUUAAUGAUCCUAUGAGGAAAAGCAAAGAUUUAAUGACCAGAACUUAAAGCAUUUGAUAUUUUUACAGAAAACUGCCAACAUUUCAUAACUAAGAAAAAAGAUGUUCCGUUUUAAAAUAUAAGAAACAUAGUUACUUCUGUGGCAAUAAAUAGUGCCAAAUGGCUAUACAGACAUAUUCAAAAGUUCUCAAUCUCUUAGAAUAUUUCUAUUAACUUGGUCUUAAAAAA